Molecule: messenger RNA, 1767 nt
Organism: Babesia bovis T2Bo
Lineage: Eukaryota; Apicomplexa; Aconoidasida; Piroplasmida; Babesiidae
Product: putative T-complex protein 1 zeta subunit
Exons: 1
Coding region: 110-1726 (538 amino acids)
Biological process (GO): protein folding
Cellular component (GO): chaperonin-containing T-complex
Molecular function (GO): ATP-dependent protein folding chaperone; ATP binding; ATP hydrolysis activity
Source: RefSeq, a predicted model, not a curated record
GUUUAUUGGUACAUUAUUUUUAUAUAUCUAACAAUUGCGAACCGCGCAAUAACGCGGGAUCGACACACUCAUGGUUUGAUGCACAUGUGAUGAUUCGUGAUUUUUAAAGAUGUCGGUAAACAUUUUAAACAGGCAGGCAGACAGCCUUCAGGCUAUGGCGGCUUUGGCCACCAAUAUCCAUGCUGCUAAGAGCCUGUGUGACAUUGUAAAGACAAACCUUGGUCCUAAGGGUACGUGCAAGAUGCUCGUCAACGGCGCUGGCAACAUUAAAAUAACUAAGGACGGUUCUGUUCUGCUAAGUGAGAUGAUGAUUCAGCAUCCCACUGCUAUGAUUUUAUGCAGGGCUGCUUCAGCUAUGGACGAGAUUACUGGUGACGGUACUACAUCCAACGUGAUGUUGUCUUCUAACCUAAUGAAGAACAGUGAGGACCAUAUAUUGUACGAGGGUGUGCAUCCUAAGUUUAUCACUGAUGGUUUUACGGUAGCUGUUGAGAAGGCCUUGGAGUGUAUCGCUUCUUUGAGGGUACCUGUUGGUCCUUGCGACAAGCUUGACUGGGAGAUUCUUGCUAACGUGGCUAAAACCUGCGCUUGCACGAAAUUACCACGUUCUCUAGCACUUCACAUCGCACACGAAGUGGUAGAAGCUAUUAGGCUCAUAUACCGUCCUGAUGAACCGCUUGACUUGUUUAUGAUUGAGGUGAUUCAUAUGCGUCAUCGUUUAGCUUCGGAGACCCAGUUAGUCCGUGGUAUGGUACUUGACCACGGUGCGAGGCACCCAGACAUGCCCAAGAAGAUCAAGAAUGCCUACAUUCUGACCCUUAACUGCUCCUUGGAGUACGAGCGUAGCGAGGUCCACUCUGGAUUUUCCUACUCCAGUGCGGAGCAGCGUGAGCGUUUGGUUUCAUCGGAGCGCAAAUUCACUGACGAGAAGGUGCAGAAGAUUAUAGACCUUAAGCGUAAGGUCUGUACACCGGAAAACGGUCGCACGUUCUGUGUUCUUAACCAAAAGGGUAUCGACCCACCUGCUUUGGACAUGUUGGCCCGUGAUGGUAUUGUUGCCUUACGUCGCGUUAAGCGCCGUAAUAUGGAGCGUCUGACCUUAUGUUGCGGUGGUAAUGCCUGCAACAGUGUGGAGGACCUAAGUGAGGAUGACCUGGGUUUUGCCGAGGUCGUCUAUGAACAGGUGGUCGGGGAGGAGAAAUACACGUACGUGGAGGGCGUGCGCAACCCUCGCAGCUGUACUUUACUGAUAAAGGGAUCUAGUGACUACAGUAUCGCUCAAAUAAAGGAUGCCAUCCGAGAUUGCCUGCGUGCUGUAAAAAACGCGAUUGAGGAUGGCUACGUCCUCCCUGGUGCUGGUGCUGUGGAACUCCACAUAUACAACCAGCUUAUGAAGUACGCUUCCCAGGUUAAGGGCAAGGCUCGUUAUGGCGUGCAGGUAUUUGCGGAGAGCGUGCUUUCGAUACCUAAGACCAUCGCGGACAAUGCUGGCCUAGAUGGUCGUGAGGUUGUGCUGGAGCUUCUAGACAUCGACAGCGAGUACAGUCGUCAGGUUGGCAUUGACCUAUCUACUGGUAAGUACCUGAUUCCCGCAGCUGAGGGUAUUUGGGACAACUACAACGUCAAGCAGCAGACCAUAACUAUUGCCACCACUGUAGCGCAGCAGAUGCUCUUGGUCGACGAGAUCAUCAAGGCAGGCAGAUCCAUGAGCGCAAAGUCUGCAUAAUCUCACGUGGAUUUAACACCGCUAAUCUAAAUAGAUUCAAU